Molecule: messenger RNA, 3152 nt
Organism: Pectinophora gossypiella (pink bollworm)
Lineage: Eukaryota; Metazoa; Arthropoda; Insecta; Lepidoptera; Gelechiidae
Product: cytochrome P450 4C1-like
Exons: 10
Coding region: 435-1889 (484 amino acids)
Molecular function (GO): oxidoreductase activity, acting on paired donors, with incorporation or reduction of molecular oxygen; monooxygenase activity; iron ion binding
Source: RefSeq, a predicted model, not a curated record
GUUCUAAGUUUAUGUUCGCGAGCUAGCCACGCCACGGAACAUUUAGUGAUCAUUAAUAAUUACUUACAUAAAAUAUUUCAAUAAAUAAAUAAUUACAUAUUAUUUAAAUCGUAAACGCAUUUUAUGAAGACAUUUAAAAAUAAAAUAAAUAAUUAAUUUUUAAAUACUUAGACCAAAAUCUUGCAAAUAAAAUAACGACUGGAGAAUUGCAAACACAUCUAAAAAAAUAAAAUAAAUUUAAAAUAAAAUAAAAAAAUCAAAAUUAAAGAAAAUCAAUUACCUAUAAUUAAAAUAAAUUUUAAAUUAAAACCAAAAAUAUUAACAUAAAUAAAUAUUCAGAAACGUUAAGUUUAGUUUGAAAAAAAAAACUGUGGUGUGUCAUUCAUUAGAAAGUGAACUUUUUUUUAUUAAAAAUUAUAAUAAUUUAAUGUAAAAUGUGGCCUGUGCUUGUGUUCUGUGUUUUCUUAGCGUGGUGGUAUUUGAAGAUAAAAGUGAAAACAAAACAACCCCCCGACCAUCCGGGGGGCUGGUUUGGGAACACGCUGUAUAUGGGCGUUCUACAGGAAUCUUUAUGGGUCAAAGUUGAGAGAUUAUCUGAAGAGUGCAACAAGCAUGGUGGAGUGACGCGUUUGCUAGUGGGACCUUUUACUUAUUACGUGAUCACAGAUCCGGAUGCCAUUCUGAAUGUGAUGAACGUAGCUCUGGACAAAGGGGUUUUCUACCGGUUUUGGGACCGCUGGCUGGGCGACGGGGCAGUGGUCGCGUCUGCGGAAGUAUGGAAGCCGCACCGCAAACUGCUGAAUCCAAUGUUCAACCAGCACAUCCUAGAGGAUUACCUCCAGAUCUUCAACAGCCAGGCUAGGCGGAUCGUUGAAUUGCUCUCCAAAGAGGCAGGGAAGGGACAAUUUGAUCCCUUACCUGCUCUCGCCCUGGUCAAUAUGGAGACUAUAUGUUUAACCUUCUUCGGCUUCAAGGAAGAGGAGAGCAUCCUGAAAGAUUAUAGCGAUGCUGUUCACGAGCUGAACAGGAUAACGCGACAGAGAUUCGUCAGGUUCUGGCUGCAUAGCUAUCAUGUCUACAGGUGGACUCAGCUCAAGAAGAAGGAGGAUCGAUGUCUUGAAACUGUACAUGGGAUCUCUUCAAAGCUCAUAGAAAAAAGGAAAAUCAUGCUGGCAAAAAUUAAACACUUUGGAAAAGAAUCACAGAUAUCAGAAACAAACACAAAGAAAUCCUUCAUAGACAUGCUUCUGGAACGUCAAGAAGAGAAGCUGUACACAGAGAAGCAAGUGAGAGAAGAGAUAGACACAUUCUUCUUUGGAGGCCACGACUCUACUGCCACCACUCUGAGUUACAUCCUAGUUGUGCUUGGGACCUACCCACAUGUAGUAGAGAAGGUCUAUGCUGAGGUGAAGCAAGUCCUAGGCGACGCAGAGAUAGUGACUAAGGAUGACCUGCCCAAGCUGGUAUACACAGAGGCCGUGAUAAAAGAAUGCAUGCGACUCUACCCCUUCGCACCAUUCGUGUCGCGAAUGAUUCAUACAGACAUCAAACACAAAGACUACACCCUAUCCGCGGGAAGCACGCUAUUCUUCCUAUUCAAAGGCGUACACAGACACCCAGUUUGGGGUCCUGAUGCAGACCAGUAUCGUCCAGAAAGAUGGCUGGACCCAGCGACACUGCCUGAGCAUACCGCCGCCUUUGCCAGCUUCAGUUGGGGACGACGAUCGUGCAUUGGUAAAACGUACGCGAUGAUGUUGAUGAAGACGACAGUAGCAUAUUUGGUGCGGCAUCUCACUUUCACCGGUGAUCACACGAAGCUGAGGUUUGAGCUGGACGUCGUGCUGAAGCCUUUGUGUGGGAAUCUCAUCAGCGUUGAGAAGAGACUAUAGACCUUAGGGUGGUAUAUAUAAAUAAACUAAUCUUAGCUUAUGGAUUGCUCUCAAGAUCAUGUCAAUGUGACAGUUCUUAUAUAAAAACAGGGACUUGAGCGUAAUCUUGAGUGAAGUCUCAGCUGAGAUUAGUUUAUUAAUACCACCCCUAGGGUGUGUAAGUAUAAUCAAAUAUUUGGAAGUUGAGUAGUUGCCUAGGUCAAAGUUAAACUGUAAAACUCUGAUACUAUACAAAUACAGAUCUAAAACUAACGAAAAACAUUGUCAUUCUUCUAUCGUGUGGGUUGUGAGGCGUACCAACCUCAUCAACCCUGGUGUCAGGGUUACUAUUGAGCCGCCAAAGGCCCCUGACAUGACUCAUUUAUAACGACUACGUACUUACACAGUAAGUAGUAACCGGGACCAACGGCUUAACGUGCCUUCCGAAGCACGGACCGUCUUACUGUCGUCUGUCGUAUUGUCAUUUAUGAAUUUUAAUGAAGAUAAACGACUUUUUAUCACGUUUUAAUGUGCUAUUACUUAAAAAGUCCAUGGAAAAAUUUCGUGUUUAGUAAAAAGUUACUGAUUUGACUAAGUUGGAAACUAGCAUAUUAAGCUGCUAUUUUUAAACGGCUUAUUAGCACUUCAAACUGGGUCAUAGGUGUCUCCUAAGCCGUAAAUCGCUAAAAAUCCAUGGCGGUGUUUCUGGUAGCAAAUGAUGCCCUCUUAGUGGUGUCAAAAUGUAGGUUUGCACUUCUCAUUUGCCAGGGACAGACCUGAUUUCGAUGAUUUUUUUUCUUUUGUAGGGGUAGUUUUUUUACAUUAUUUAAAAUCAGAAACAUCUUGAGUGGCGCGUAUAAAUAUUUCGAUCAUAGACAGGGUGUUAGUGACAUCGUAACGAAAAUUUUGAGGGAUGAUUCAGAUCAUAAUUCUGAAUUGAUAUCAAGUGGAAUUUUCUGUCGCAGAAGUAUUUUGAAAAUAUUUAAAAAGCCACAAAAAAAUUGUUAAUUUUGCAACGGAAAAUUCCACUUGAUGUUAACACUGAAUCAUGGUCUGAAUCAUCCCUCUCAGUAUUUGGUUCGAUGUCACUAACACCUGUAUAAAAAAAUGUUUGAUUUUUUUAUUCAAACGAAUUAACUACAUUGACUCGACUAUCUAUCUAAGUUUUAAUUUACGUAAGUAGGUAUUACUUUAGAUCUCCUAGAAGACAUUUUGGAAGACGGGAUAGAUAUAUUUGUAGAUCUAUAAUAAUAAGAGAAAGAAAUAAAACCACAAUAUUAUUUA